GACAAGUCGAUGAUUAUCUAUCGCGAUUUCAUUAAGAUUCCACAGUCCAUCGGCGAGACAUGCUCAUUCUCCUGGUCUCCGGCUCAGCCAUUAAUCAAUCGAAGAAGAACAGUUGAGCUCGGCUGCAUCGAAUUGAUCUGGACCAUACAAGCAAUUUGGGAGACGAUCAGCCCUCUUUUCUCGAGCGCAUAAUGACGAUCUGGCCGCACGUCAUGACGCCCUCAUCUUCAUCCUCGAAGACUUUCGCACGCAAAGCCUGCCACACGACAUGGGCGAACGACCGACAUGGCUGACAGACGUGAUUGCCGCUUCAGGCGAACUGCUCGCGACUACGAUCUUCUUGUUGCUCGGCCUGGGAGGCAUUCAAGCGGCCGCGUUGGCCCAGAUGAACAGCAAUCCUCCACCAAGUGGCCUAACAGUCGAACAGCUUCUCUAUAUCGCGACUAGCAUGGGUCUCUCGCUGCUCUUCACCUGUUUCAUCUGGUUUCGCGUCACCGGCAGUGUCUGCAAUCCCAAUGUCGCACUAGCGCUCGUCUUGACCGGCGUGCUCACGCCGUUGCGAUUCGUGCUUUACGUCUUCGCCGAGAUUAUCGGCGCGAUCAUUGCUUCCGCGUUAUUGUCGGGCCUCUUGCCAGGCCCAUUGAUGGUCACCUCCACGCUAUCGCCCGGCGUGGGUCUCGCGCAAGGCAUCUUCAUCGAGGCCUUUGGCACAGCAGCACUUUGCUUGACCGUCAUGUUCGUAGCGGUAGAAAAACAUGCUGCCACGCCACUCGCGCCUGUCGCUAUCGGUCUUACACUGUUCGCGAUCCAUCUCUGGGCAGUCAUUUACACGGGCGCCGCUGUCAACUUUGCGCGCAAUUUCGGACCUGCUGUCGUCACUGGCUUCAAGUCUGACUUUUGGAUUUACUUUGUCGGCGACGGAAUUGGCUCACUCAUUGCAGUCGCAUUCUAUUCAUUCUUCAAAUAUGUCGACUACUGGGAACUCACGCCGGGCCAAGAUUCGCAAAACAUGGAGGACUCGCCCGAACUGCCUGGCGCGCCGAGCGUCGCCACCACACGCACAAACACGCGUACAAAAUCUAAUGCAGGCUCCAGUCGAUCAGAUGGCGAUAUGGAGAUGCGCAACUACGAAUCACACAACAGCGAGUAUUCGUCCAGAAACCCACUAGAAAAGCGCGGUGGCGGUCGUCAAGCGAGACCUGUUGGCAACGGCAUGCACGACAUGGUCUAAAAUUCAGAUAUGCAUCUUUGUGCGCAUACGCAAGCAGUUUCUUCUUCUUCCGUACACGGUCCGUAUUGGUCGACAUUCCAUCAUGUGUAGACAGGGCAGCUGUUGUAGCAUGAGCAAGGAUAAUGUAUGAAAGUCUUGAGAGC
Mixia osmundae IAM 14324 is the source of this 1374-nucleotide messenger RNA. RefSeq lists its product as uncharacterized. Gene Ontology annotation, molecular function: water channel activity. The record is from RefSeq and is a predicted model, not a curated record. Gene Ontology annotation, biological process: transmembrane transport. Gene Ontology annotation, cellular component: plasma membrane. The transcript has 5 exons. NCBI's taxonomy places the organism in Eukaryota, Fungi, Basidiomycota, Mixiomycetes, Mixiales, Mixiaceae. Bases 269 to 1231 code for a protein of 320 amino acids.